AAUUAUAAACAGAACAUCAACGUCAGCAACAUAUGUACAUGGAAUUAUUUGAUUAAUAAUAUAAUCACUUCAAAUUGUCAUUAAUAAUUUGUAAAUAUGAUGAGCCUACGUGAUAAACAAAUUCAUGCUUUGAGGCAAAUGUUAAAUUUAAAUAUACCAGAAUCAAAGUCAACAACUGCAGUGCCUACAUGGAAAAUUUUAAUAUAUGACAGAGUUGGACAAGACAUAAUAUCACCAUUAAUAUCAAUAAAAGAACUUCGUGAACUUGGAAUAACUCUACACAUGCAAUUACACUCAGACAGAGAUCCAAUACCUGAAGUACCAGCAAUAUAUUUUUGUUCACCAACUGAUGAAAAUCUUGGUAGAAUUGGACAAGAUUUAAAUAAUAAUAUUUAUGAUAUAUAUCAUUUUAAUUUUAUAUCACCAAUAACACGUGAAAAAAUGGAAGAUUUAGCAUCAUCAGCAUUACAAGCUGGUGCUGUAUCAAAUAUACAAAAAGUAUUUGAUCAAUAUUUAAAUUUUAUAACACUUGAAGAUGAUUUAUUUGUAUUACGUCAUCAAAAUAGUGAUGCAAUAUCAUAUCAUGCAAUAAAUCGUGGUGAAAUAAAAGAUACAGAAAUUGAUAUUAUUAUGAAUACAAUUGUUGAUAGUUUAUUUUCUGUAUUUGUAACACUUGGUACUGUACCAAUAAUACGUUGUCCACGUGGUAAUGCUGCUGAAAUAAUUGGUAAAAAAUUAGAUAAAAAAUUACGUGAUAAUGUAUGGGAUACAAGAAAUAAUUUAUUUCAAGGUGAAACAAAUAAUACUGGACAUAUUAGUUUUCAACGUCCAUUAUUUAUUGUUAUUGAUAGAAGUAUUGAUAUGGCAACACCAUUACAUCAUACAUGGACAUAUCAAGCACUUGCACAUGAUAUACUUGAGCUAUCAUUAAAUCGUUUAAUUGUCGAUGAAAAUAUUGGUAUAACACCAGGUGGUGGUGUUAAAUCAAAAACACGUCCAUGUGAAUUAAAUAAUAAUGAUAAAUUUUGGUCACAACAUAAAGGUAGUCCAUUUCCAAGAGUUGCUGAAGCAAUACAAGAACAAUUAGAACAAUAUAGAUUAUCUGAAGAAGAAGUUAAAAAACUUAAAAAUUCAAUGGGUAUUGAUGGUGAUAAUGAUACUGGUUAUUCAAUGGUUACAAAUAAUACAGCACGUUUAACAAAUGCUGUUAAUUCAUUACCACAAUUAAUAGAAAUGAAAAGAUUAAUUGAUAUGCAUACAACAAUUGCAACUGGUAUAUUAAAUUCAAUUAAAUCACGACGUCUUGAUACGUAUUUUGAAAUUGAAGAAAAAAUUAUGAGUAAACAAACACUUGAUCGUAGUAUACUUGAUAUUAUAAAUGAUCAUGAAUGUGGUACACCAGAUGAUAAAUUACGUUUAUUUAUUAUUUAUUAUUUAUGCACAAAUAUUAAUGAUAAUGAUUAUGAUAAAUAUGAGAGUGCAUUAAUUAAUUGUGGAUGUGAUUUAAAUCCAUUGUAUCAUAUUAAAAGAUUGAAGGGUUAUACUAGAUUAACUGAUGUACAAAAUAAUUAUGAAGGUGGUGGUACUAAAACAGUUAGUAUGUUUUCAAAGUUGAUGAAUCAAGGCUCAUCAUUUGUUAUGGAAGGUGUCAAAAAUUUAGUUGUUAAAAGACAUAAUUUACCAGUUACUAAAAUUGUUGAUGAUUUAAUUGAAACAAAACAAAAUUUACAAACUGAUGAUUAUUAUUAUCUUGAUCCAAAACAAUUGAAACAAUCUGAUAAUUUGCCAAAAAAUCGUACGUCUUUUCAGGAUGUUAUUGUGUUUGUCGUUGGUGGUGGUAAUUAUAUUGAGUAUCAGAAUCUUGUUGAUUAUGUCAAGCAAAAAAAUUCAAGUGGUGGUGCUAAUAAGAGAAUUGUUUAUGGCUCAACAACACUUGUCAAUGCAAGACAAUUUUUAAAACAAUUGUCUCAUCUUGGACAAGAAAUUCAUUAAUUAUAUAUAUUAAUUUUAUAAAAUAAUCAAGAAAAAUAAUAUUAAAUACAAAGUGUAG
Messenger RNA from Aphidius gifuensis, 2050 nucleotides. It is a transcript of the gene Slh, whose product is annotated as protein sly1 homolog. The coding region runs from base 97 to 1992 and encodes 631 amino acids. NCBI's taxonomy places the organism in Eukaryota, Metazoa, Arthropoda, Insecta, Hymenoptera, Braconidae. The record is from RefSeq and is a predicted model, not a curated record. Gene Ontology annotation, molecular function: syntaxin binding. Gene Ontology annotation, biological process: endoplasmic reticulum to Golgi vesicle-mediated transport; intracellular protein transport. The transcript has 5 exons. Gene Ontology annotation, cellular component: cytosol; Golgi membrane.